Penicillium mononematosum is the source of this 387-nucleotide messenger RNA. RefSeq lists its product as uncharacterized. The coding region runs from base 1 to 387 and encodes 128 amino acids. NCBI's taxonomy places the organism in Eukaryota, Fungi, Ascomycota, Eurotiomycetes, Eurotiales, Aspergillaceae. The transcript is spliced from 3 exons. The record is from RefSeq and is a predicted model, not a curated record.
AUGGAUACCAGCGGGAGUGAGUAUGACCAACCCUCACUACCAUCAGGCACGAGGAAGAGAAAGCGCUCAAGUGAGCAUGAUUCCUCGCGGGCGAGGAAGAAGCGCAAACCAGCGCUAAAUGACCUCCACAAGCUGCUGGUAACGUACCGCGGUUUGCAGCAGAUGCAACGAGAGCUGAGCGAGCAGCUCGCCAUCUGCGAGCGCCAAAUUGCCAAGCACAAGUUUGGCAGUGUCUCGGGAAGGUCUCGUCGUCGCCGCUGCCGCGGCCGUCCAUACGUCUUCCCCCGCGUGCAGUCUCCACUGCGCGAGUUAGUCAAGGUGGAGGAGGACCCCGGUCUGCCCACGUUCUGGGAGCGCGUGGGAGAGUGGUGGCGGAGAUGCUGGUGA